AAUAGCGCUAACCAACCACGCUGCAGCUUCAACCCCAACUUUUCAUAACUCCUCUGUACCUCCCUUCUUUUCCUUCCACCCCCUUUCACUACCUCUCCCAUCACCACUCUGCCCCUCUAUUAGGUUUCAGGCGUCUCUUCCCUCUGAACUGAACAACACGCACCAAGCAGAAGAUUCGACAAAAAAAAAACCCAGACUGGCUCUCCUGGUCCUCUCCUACGUCUCAUCCCAUCAUAUUGUUAUCUUACUGCAUCUGGCACCAACAUUACUGCAGAUCUAUUCAUAGCUCUCUGUGUCUAAUUUUAGCAUCCAGCCCCCUUUUUUUAACAACAUUUUUUACAGUUUUUGCUCAGUUCACUCAUCCAGAAAAGCACAGCUGUGUCUCACAGUCAUUACAGUGUCACAACCAUCCAUCUCAUACCCACUUCAUAUCGAAUCCCUUAUUUGUUCUUCUCAUCUUUUCCCUCGGAUCGGUGCUGCUCCUCGUCUCUGGCCAGUAUGUGGUCCAACUUCUUUGUGCCGCAGGAAGAGGAAGGCCGUAUGGGGGUGGCAGGGGGCGGUCAGGGUGGGGGUAUGGCCGGAAUGAAGGGCUUUAGAGGACAAAGGAGGACCAACAAGAUGAGUGACAGCCAGGAGGGUAAGAUCAAGCUAGUCUUCUUCGUGGCGAUCAUCGGGGUGACCCUGACAGUGCUGGGGAUGGGCACAGAGUUCUGGGUGGAGCUGGCCCAGCCAAAGAAUUACAGCGGCAACCAGACCUGCCAGAUGGCCCACUAUGGCUUAUGGAAAGGCUGCAUCCGCACCCUGUGGGUGGCCGACAUAGACCCGGAGAGGACGAGCUGCGGCCCUGCCGAACUUCCUGGAGAAUCCAACUGCACCUACUUCAAGUUCUUCACCUCUGGGGAAAACGCUGUCAUAUUCAAGAAGACGACUAGCAGGAAUUUGAAUUUAGCAGCAGCCAUCUUAGCUCUCUUGAGCCUGACCAUGAUGGUGAUGGGCUCCAUCUGUAUCGCCAUGUCGCUCAACAAAGGAGUGCCCUUCUUUCUCAAACCAGCAUCCUUCUGUUUCAUCUUAUCAGGUGUUCUGGUUCUGCUGUCGGUGCUGAUUUUCCACCAGUCUGUGUUGGCUUUGCUGUCCAGUGACCACUCCGUACCUCUUCACCACGAGCUGUCCUGGUCUGUAGCCUGUGUUGGCUCGGCGGGAGCCAUCCUCAUUAUCGCAGGUGUCCUGUUCAUCAUCCUUGCUCUUCCUUUUAGUCCCUGGCAAAAAUGCUUUCCACACAAAGAUAGCACCACCUAGCCCUUAAAAUGUGAAUUAUGCAAACAGUAUCCUUAAUAUUUUUUAAGGAUGCAACACCAAAUUCCAACAGCUGUGACUUUAAGCUUGCCCUUGGUAUGUAAUUUGCCAUAAAGGACACACUAGGUCUUAACUUAAUUUGAGAAGAGGAAUGAACAAAACAUAAAACACAGGAAGUCCUCCAGAGCUAGAUUUUAAGGUAAUCGUUGUUAUGUCAGUAAUGUAUAGUGAUAUAUAUGGAAUGACUCUUUUAGAAUUAAAGCUGAAUCACAAAUAAACCAAUAGGCCUCUGCAUGCCAAAAGCUGUAAAACUGCAAAUAAAUCUUCUAUUUUUACUAA
This is a messenger RNA of Girardinichthys multiradiatus, 1632 nucleotides long. RefSeq names its product calcium channel, voltage-dependent, gamma subunit 6b (gene cacng6b). Gene Ontology annotation, cellular component: L-type voltage-gated calcium channel complex; membrane. Gene Ontology annotation, molecular function: voltage-gated calcium channel activity; calcium channel regulator activity. Gene Ontology annotation, biological process: regulation of calcium ion transmembrane transport via high voltage-gated calcium channel; calcium ion transmembrane transport. Lineage: Eukaryota; Metazoa; Chordata; Actinopteri; Cyprinodontiformes; Goodeidae. The transcript is spliced from 5 exons. Bases 499 to 1296 code for a protein of 265 amino acids. The record is from RefSeq and is a predicted model, not a curated record.